AUGUCCGUCACCAUCAAGACUGCUCCAGUUCAUGACAAGACAUUCCCCCCCAGUGGGGGUGAACUUGCGCUGGUGUCGUCGGAUGGCGUGGCGUUCGGAGUCACUUCCAAGGUCCUCCGUCAGAGCGACGUGCUCUUCGACAUGGUCCAGCUGCCUGGCACCGCGAGCACGGAUAUCCAGCUUUCCGACACAGAUAUCGAAACCGCCAAAUGUCUCACACUGCUGCUCAAGUUGGCAACAGAGCAUCGCCUGGACAUCAACAACGACCAGUUCUGGGCCGCCGAAGAUGACCUCUUUAGCACACUCCGCCUGGCCAAGAAGUACAGCUUUGACUCCACCUAUUCGCUGGGCAUUAUGUCAUGCUUCGGCCGCCUGUCGCUCAAGUCCGAUUUCCAAGAUGCGCUCCAAGUGUUUCGCUUCGCCGCCCUGCUGGACGAGGAAGAGCUUUCCCAGUGCGCUGUGAAGAUCAUGGUCGACAAACAGCAUUCUCAGUCGGGUAUCAAGGCAUUCGACAGCAAAACUGCCGAAAGGGACGCCGAAUGGGCUGGCGCUGCCAUCAAAGAGAAUUCGCUUGAUAUUGCCACUUGGUCCGUGAAGGAGGCGUCGGCCAUACCUUUUGCGUACUCGUGGGCAUACUCCCGUGCAUGUCGCGCGGCUGCUCUCCCGAAUUACCGCAACACGCCCCGCAAUACCGAAGACAUUCCCGCGCGGUUCAUCAACUUCCUUCAUCUCAUGAAGAGGUGA
Molecule: messenger RNA, 744 nt
Organism: Apiotrichum porosum
Lineage: Eukaryota; Fungi; Basidiomycota; Tremellomycetes; Trichosporonales; Trichosporonaceae
Exons: 2
Coding region: 1-744 (247 amino acids)
Source: RefSeq, a predicted model, not a curated record